AUGAAUGCGUCCGACAUCUUUCGCCAGGGCUUCGUCCCAGGUCCGAUCCGUCAACCGCCGCCCCAGCCGAGGUACUACCAACAGCCCUCCAGGACUCAGCCGCCGCCACAGAGUCGCGAUAGCGAUCAUGACGCGCCGAGUCGUGUUGCCCAUACGCUGACGGCAUGCUGUCGUUGUCGGCAGCGCAAAACGCGAUGCGACCCGACCCUGCCCCGAUGCUUGCCCUGUGAGCGCUCCGGUUCAGUAUGCGAAUACUACGACAGCACCAAGGGCCGCAAGAUCAGCCGCUUCUAUGUCGUGAAGCUGCAGGAGAAGGUGCGGCAGUUAGAAGCAGAGCUGGCCCAGUUCACGGAAGAAGACCUGCCCGAGGACAACGAAGACAUGAUCCGGCCAGGCGGCUUCGUUCGCCUCAGCGACUCCGACGAAACGCCCCGCUACCUUGGCCCCAGCAGCGGCAUCGCGAUGACUCGGCUUCUUAUGGAAGAAGCCAAGCGGUACACAGAGUCACAACGCAUAUCGGAGCUCAUCCCCGAGCUAAACGCUCGCCGUAUUGAGCGGUUGACACGCAUGCAGAGCAUAGCCGGGUUGCAGGGUCGUGCUGGCUCCAGCGUCAGCUCCGGGAGUCUGCGCAAGAAGAGCUAUCCCAUGAUCAGCGCUCACCCGGCCGAGAAUCUGCCAUCACGCCCCAUUGCGGACAAGCUGGUGGAAGUUUUCAAUUCUCGAGCGCAGGUCUUUACCCCGAUACUCCACGAACGCGUCUUCGCCACUCAUGUCGAUGAGGUUUUCGACGGCAGCACCGACCCGUACAAGAACUUUGCCGUGCGGAUGGUCAUGGCCAUCAGCCUCCAGAAGCUGGAUACCCAGUAUGCAGGCCUUGCCGAUAGUUACUACCUCGCCGCCAUGGAGUAUUUCGAAGAUGUCAUCCGGCCAAAGGACAUCAGGACCCUCCAAUGCCUCGGCCUCAUCGGACAGUACUCCCUGCUCACACCGACGCGCACCAACGUUUACCAUAUUGUCGGCCUUGGUACCAGGAUUUGCCAGCAGCUGGCUAUUGCUGACGAGAAAACCAUAGCCAGCGGCUUUCAAGUCAAUCCCCUUCAGCUUGACAUGCGCCGACGUCUAAGCUGGAUCGUAGCCACAAUGGAGCUCGGUCUGGCGCAUUCCAUGGGCCGUCCCAACGGCCUCGCAAAGGGAAACGACCUGGUUGAUGUCGGCUUCUUUGCCGAUGUGGACGAUGAGUACAUCACCGAGAACGGUAUCCAGGCUGGUCCUCCGUCAGAGAAGAAACGCGUGGCAAUCCACUUCUGCAAAAUGCGUAUCUGCCAGGCCGAGAUCCGCCGCGUGCUCUAUGAAAAGAAACGGCCAGAACCGCGCAGCGAGGAUCACCCUUGGUUCGCCGAAAUGGAAAAGAAAAUCAAGGACUGGCUCGACACGGCACCCGAGAACCCUGCCUGGUGCAAGCCUUGGUAA
Messenger RNA from Sporothrix brasiliensis 5110, 1470 nucleotides. RefSeq lists its product as uncharacterized. Gene Ontology annotation, biological process: DNA-templated transcription; positive regulation of transcription by RNA polymerase II. The coding region runs from base 1 to 1470 and encodes 489 amino acids. NCBI's taxonomy places the organism in Eukaryota, Fungi, Ascomycota, Sordariomycetes, Ophiostomatales, Ophiostomataceae. The record is from RefSeq and is a predicted model, not a curated record. Gene Ontology annotation, molecular function: zinc ion binding; sequence-specific DNA binding; DNA-binding transcription factor activity, RNA polymerase II-specific. The transcript has 3 exons.